Cetraspora pellucida is the source of this 564-nucleotide messenger RNA. The record is from the annotation of a GenBank genome assembly. NCBI's taxonomy places the organism in Eukaryota, Fungi, Glomeromycota, Glomeromycetes, Diversisporales, Gigasporaceae.
AUGACAAUAAUUUUUAGUUAUCCUGUACCACAGGAUGUAGUAAAUGCAAGCAAUGACGAUCCGAGUUUAAUAAAUCCUGUUAAAAGAGCCGAUAUAACUACCUUUUUUCCCAUAAAAAAUGAUGAAUCAAAAGAUGCGAAUAUAUCAAGCUCAAAGCAGAUGGUUAAACAAGAUGAUGGUGACGAUAUAAAAGGAUCAACAUCUAUUGUACCAGCUAAGCGUCCGGUGAAAAAUAAUCUAGAGAAGGACGAGUGUUUAUUAAACGAAGGAAGUCAUCUAAAGCGAUUAUGUGCACUUCCUCCUUCAUCUUCCGGUGAAAAUCCAUCAAAUCACCAAGCUUCAAGUACAAAGCAAUUACAAACAUCAUUGUUAGACACAAUUUCUAGAAAGAGAUCACUUAAUUUUAUAGUACAGAAGCCAAAGUCAAUUGAGAUGAAAAAUCAAACAAGGACUGCUAAUAUAUCCGCUUCGAAAGAUAAAUUGCUAAAAAAGAAGCCAAAAGCAAAAAACAAGGCAGAUGGAACUGCCAAAAUUACCAAUUAUUUUUUAAAAUUCAAAGCAUAG